Molecule: messenger RNA, 369 nt
Organism: Ustilago hordei
Lineage: Eukaryota; Fungi; Basidiomycota; Ustilaginomycetes; Ustilaginales; Ustilaginaceae
Exons: 3
Coding region: 1-369 (122 amino acids)
Source: RefSeq, a predicted model, not a curated record
AUGGCAGGCUGGUAUCUCAUCCCCUCAGUCCUCAUACCGCUCAUCAUUGUCGGUGCUGUCGCAUCACGCUUUUUUGGCGCUGGCAAGAAGGGAGGAUACACUGGCAAGUAUGACCCAAAGACUGGUCUCGGACGCGGUGCCCCCGGGUUCCAGACUGGAGUGAAGCGCAUGGCAGUGACACCCGAGAUUGCGGCAAGGAUGCGAGCAGGAGAGCAAGUUUCGCAAGAAGAGAUUGAAGAGGCGCUCGCUAGGGCACAGUCGCAAAACGCAGGCAGUUCGACAGCUAUUCGGAAUCCUAAUGUCGACCAAGAUUGGCUGCCUCAAGGCGGCAGGAGCCCAGCUGGCAAUAAGAGCAACAAGAGGCGCUGA